AUGUGUCUGCAGCUUCCCUCGUGGGCUGUCCGAGCUGGGGCGAGGGAGAACAUCUAUAUGGACCCAGAGAAGGUCACGGCAGCGAUCGUGACUUGUGGGGGGUUGUGCCCUGGCCUGAACGACGUUGUUGCUGGGCUGGUGAACAAAUUGGUGGAUUAUGGUGUCAAGGAAGACAACAUUCUGGGUAUCAGGUACGGGUUUCGAGGGUUCUACGAUCCUGAGCACAGGCCCAUGGUACUCACAAAGGAUUCUGUAGACGGUAUUCAACUGCAAGGAGGUACCAUUCUGGGAACAUCUCGUGGUGGUGCAAACAUGAGAGAGAUCGUUAAGAAAAUUGACAUGUGGGGCAUAAAUAUGCUAUUUGUGGUUGGUGGUAAUGGCGGGAAUGCUGGUGCCAAUGCCAUUCAUGAGUACUGCAAGAAGAGUGGAGUGCAUUGUGCAGUCGUUGGAGUACCCAAAUCGAUCGACAACGACAUCUUGUUGAUCGACAAGUGCUUUGGAUUUGACACAGCCGUUGAGGAGGCUCAGCGUGCACUGCUUGCUGCCAAAGUGGAGGCAUCCAGCGCUUUCAAGGGAAUCGGCCUGGUAAAGCUCAUGGGAAGGCAAAGCGGCUUCAUUGCAGUGCAGGCUUCCCUUGCUGCAGGUGUGGUUGAUGCCGUGCUCAUCCCUGAGGUGCCCUUUGAGCUCCAGGGACCCAAGGGCCUGUUCCAAUACCUGAAGAAGGUGAUACAGCACAAGGGCCAUGCAGUCGUUUGUGUGGCAGAGGGUGCUGGACAGAGUAUUAUGGGCCAAACGUCUAACGGCAAUGGGUCCAAAGCGACCGACGCCAGUGGAAAUCCCAUCCUCCAAGACAUUGGCAAAUUCCUUCGCCAGGAAAUGCAGUCAUACUUCAAGGAUGCUGACGUGAAGUACAUCGACCCAACAUACAUGAUUCGUGCCAUUCCUUGUGCCUCCACCGAUCGGGUGUACUGCAAGAUCCUGGCACACAACUCUGUGCACGCUGCAUUCGCUGGCUACACCGGCAUCACAGUGGGCCUGGUGAACACCCACUAUGUAUACCUGCCCAUUCCCGUGGUCAUCGCAGCUCCACGAAUGGUGGAUCCAAAGGGCAAAAUGUGGACGAGACUUCGUGCGUCCGUUGGGCAGCCCACCUUCUACGAAACGCCAGAGGAACCCAACUGGCCAUUGUUGACUGAUGACGUUGCAGCAAAGGAAGAGGCUGUUGUGUAG
Messenger RNA from Ostreobium quekettii, 1230 nucleotides. The record is from the annotation of a GenBank genome assembly. Lineage: Eukaryota; Viridiplantae; Chlorophyta; Ulvophyceae; Bryopsidales; Ostreobiaceae.